CAGGUCCCCAGCUCAACGAUGGAUUCUAAACACAGGGAGCUCCUCAGAAACCGACGUCUUGAAUUGUGUUCCCAUGCCGUAGCUGAUGGACUGGUUCCCCAGUAUCUGUAUCAGGAAGGCAUCAUCACCCGUGACCAACUAGAGGACAUAUGUGGACAGGCCACCAGUCAGAGGAGAGCAAUGAAGCUCUUGGACAUCCUGCCCACUCGUGGACCCAAGGCCUUCAAUGUUUUCGUGGAUUCCAUGACCGAAUUCCCAUGGGUUCUGGAGAAUUUAAAGCAGCACUGCCACAAGAGCCCUCCUGUACCGGAGAGCACAUCUUUGGGUUUGCCCGCUAAUGUCCUUCAGAACUGUCCCAAUGACCGCCAACUCAACCUUCUGGCAGGAAAACUGGGAUCGGAAUGGGAGCAGGUUCUGGGUCACCUAGGACUGGACCACAGCGACCUGUACAGGUGUAAAAUACAACAUCCAGACAACCUGCACUCACAGGUCAUGGAAGGACUGGUGAGAUGGAAACAACACAUGGGACGCAAGGCCACCAUCCAAUGUUUGUGGGAAGCUUUGGAAGCUGCUGAGAUGGAUCCUUCAGAAAUAAAACUUGUUUUACAAUGA
Molecule: messenger RNA, 612 nt
Organism: Staurois parvus
Lineage: Eukaryota; Metazoa; Chordata; Amphibia; Anura; Ranidae
Source: the annotation of a GenBank genome assembly